Molecule: messenger RNA, 748 nt
Organism: Oryza sativa Japonica Group (Japanese rice)
Lineage: Eukaryota; Viridiplantae; Streptophyta; Magnoliopsida; Poales; Poaceae
Source: RefSeq, a predicted model, not a curated record
CUCUCGGGAGCGGCGAUGGCCGGCUGCCGCCGGCGGGCGUGGGGAGGGCGCAGCAGGCGUGGCGGGGAGGGGAGGCCGGCGUCUACCUAGCGAGCACCCCGACGUUUCGGCGACAGCCGCGGUGACCCAGCGACGCGAGCGGACGAACAUGGCAGCAGUGGUGGUGGCGCACGUCCCCGUCUUCCCGGCACCGGGGUGGUGUCGGCACAGCCCCGUCAUCUCGGAGGUGCCGCCGGCGACGCCGUGCGCGGCGACCAUAGUGUCGGUGGCGCCGUGCCUGGCGCACGUCGCGGUGGUGGCGCCGCCCGCGCGGCCCGCGCCCGUGCCCUCGGAGGCCCGCUGCGCGGCCUUCCUCCGCGGCGUCUCCCCCAGUGGCGACGGCGGGGAGGGGUGCUUCUGCCACCUGCUCCGCGACUCGCUCCUCCUCGGCUUCCCCGUCAACACCGCUAGGCUCGGCGCGCUCCUUCCCACCUGUGCUGCCGCCAACGCCAACGCCUCCGCGGCCGCCAUCGUUGAGGCCUCCACGCUCUUCGUCGACACCUGCCGAGGUCAUUACCGAGGUGGCGGCGCGAGUGGACUGGGGCAGGAGGGAGGGGAGGAGCAGGUCGGAGAGUGGCGGGGGCCGGCGCCGGCGCCGGAGCCGGACCCAAUGCGGAGGCGCGACGAUGUCGCCGCUGCCGAUGUCGCUCCUCCUCAGUUAGCUUCGAUGCCAACGGGAUGAGAUCGAUUCCAUCCGGUAAAAACCUAU